This is a messenger RNA of Dichotomopilus funicola, 315 nucleotides long. RefSeq lists its product as uncharacterized. Lineage: Eukaryota; Fungi; Ascomycota; Sordariomycetes; Sordariales; Chaetomiaceae. The record is from RefSeq and is a predicted model, not a curated record. The transcript has a single exon. The coding region runs from base 1 to 315 and encodes 104 amino acids.
AUGCCCCACAAACCACUCCGCCAACUAGCCGCGGAAAAGGCCCACGGCAACAAACCCGCCAAUCCCUCACAGCUCGGUGAUCCCAUCGACCUCAAGGCCGAGACACAUGACAAGGACGACAGCAGCGGCGGUUACGAUAUCGAGAUCAAUUUCCGCGACAGCGACGUGCCUGACCCGGGCUUAGGUCCCAGUCCCGGGUCAAAUCCCAGUCCUCCCGGGAAAGGCCAAAAGAAUGCUAGUGGUUUGGUCAACGUUGGGAGCGGGGCCGGGCCGAUUGGGGCUGUGAGGAAGCUGGGGUCAAGGUCGAAGCUGUGA